Molecule: messenger RNA, 2571 nt
Organism: Hibiscus syriacus
Lineage: Eukaryota; Viridiplantae; Streptophyta; Magnoliopsida; Malvales; Malvaceae
Product: mechanosensitive ion channel protein 10-like
Exons: 7
Coding region: 141-2396 (751 amino acids)
Biological process (GO): detection of mechanical stimulus; transmembrane transport; monoatomic anion transport
Cellular component (GO): plasma membrane
Molecular function (GO): mechanosensitive monoatomic ion channel activity
Source: RefSeq, a predicted model, not a curated record
CCCGCUCUUUGUUUGGUUUCAUUGCGCUUGCUUGUGAUAUGAACUCUUGAUUCUUUGUUUUUACUCUUUCUGGUGAUUCUUUGCUUGCUUAUUCUUUCUGGAAACCUUGUAUCCGAGAGUUUUGACGGAAAACUAAAGCAAUGGCCGAGGAGGGAAAAAAUGGAGGAACACAAGUGGUGAUUAAUGUCUCCGGCGAAGAAAAUUCAAAAGGGUCUUAUCCAAAAGAAGCAGAGGCAUUGGACCCUAAGUUUAAUUCUCAAGGUUCACACAAUAAAGCAUUGGCUGAAUCUAGCGCUGUUACUGCCGGUCCUACUGCAAACAAGCCACCUAAAACCCCAAUUGCAGGUAAUGAGCUUCUUCUUAGACGAAGGUCAUUUGCUAAACCCAAGUCUAGGUUCGGAGAACAAUCUUAUGUCCCUAAAUCUGAUCAAGAAGACAAUAAUUUAGGUAAUCAAGAACAAGUUGGUGGUAAUUCACCUUAUAGACUCUCCUCCAUCAAUAAGUCCUCCCCUAAUAAUAAGUCGGCUAGAAGUAUUAGGACGGAUUCUGCCAUAUCGAAAACAUUAUCAAUGGCCUCUAGAGGCUCCACUGAGGAAGAUGAAAAUGAGGAGAUAGUUAAGAAAGUUAAACUGCAAAAAGAGAAGCUAAAUGGAGUGAAACCCAAGGUUGUGAUUCAGUGGUUUGUAUUUGUGUUGCUACUCGGCUGCUUAAUAACUAGCUUAACUAUAGGUAAAGAAAAGAACAUCCUCUUAUGGGGUUUGGAAAUUUGGAAGUUGUGUGUACUUGUGGUGGUUAUAUUCUGUGGUUUUUUGGUUACUCGUUGGUUUAUGCUUCUGGUUGUUUUCUUGAUCGAGAUUAACUUUCUGCUUCGGAAAAAAGUGCUGUAUUUUGUUCAUGGUUUGAAGAAGAGUGUUCAGGUGUUUAUUUGGCUUAGCAUAGUUCUUGCUACUUGGGUUCUUCUGUUUCUUGAUGUUGAGAGAUCGAAGACUGCAACAAAAGUUCUCAAUUAUUUAACCUGGACUUUAGUAAGCAUAGUUUUUGGAGCAUUUUUGUGGUUGUUGAAGACUUUGUCGUUAAAGAUAAUGGCUUCGAAUUUCCAUAUGAACAAAUUCUUUGACAGAAUACAAGAAUCCGUCUUCCAUCACUAUGUGCUUAGGACCCUUUCAGGACCACCAUUUAUGGAGAUUGAUGGGAUUCAAAAACAACCAGCUCAGUUGAUUGUUAGCAAUGCAAAAAAGGGUAAGGAACCUAAAACAAAAAGGUUGAUUGACAUGGGGAAGGUCCAUAGGUUGAAGCGAGAAAAAGUUUCGGCUUGGCAUAUGAAGGUGCUAGUAGAUGCUAUCACGAAUUCAGGGCUUUCCACAGUCUCCAACACAUUAGAGGAAUGUGCUUUUGAUGACGGUGGCGAACAAGCAGAUAAUGAAAUUACCAAUGAGGAGGAGGCACAAUAUGUUGCUCAUCAAAUUUUUGCAAAUGUAACCCGACAUGAUAGUGAUCACAAUCGCAGUUACAUUGAUGAGGAUGACCUCUUAAGAUUCAUGAUUAAGGAGGAAGUGGAUCUUGUGUUACCUUUGUUUGAAGGAUCGAGCACUGGUAAAAUUGACAGAAAAAGUUUCACAAACUGGGUGAUAAAAGUUUACCAGGGUCGGAAAACACUAGGAUAUGCUUUGCGUGACACCAAAACAGCAGUAAAGCAGUUGAAUACACUUGUGUCGGCAAUCGUAAUCAUUGCUGCUAUUAUCAUAUGGCUUCUUUUGGUGGAAAUUGCAACCACAAAACUGCUUUUGCUACUUUCAUCGCAGCUUGUAGUGGCAGUUUUUAUGUUUGGAAACACCUGCAAGACUAUAUUUGAAGCUAUCAUAUUCGUGUUUGUGAUGCAUCCAUUCGAUGUCGGCGAUCGUUGUGUGGUUGAUGGUGUUCAGUUGCUGGUCGAGGAGAUGAAUAUUUUAACGACAGUCUUCUUGAAGCUUGAUAAUGAAAAGGUGUACUACCCAAAUUCAGUUUUGGCUACAAAACCCAUCAGCAACUAUUACAGAAGCCCAGAUAUGAGUGAUACGAUAGAGUUCUCGAUUGAUUUUAUGACCCCAGCGAAGACAAUAGGCAGGCUGAAAGAAGAAAUAAAGAAGCAUUUGGAAGCCAAUGCCCUGUGGCAUCCUAACCACCUUGUGGUGGUGAGGGAAAUCGAGAAUGUCAAUAAGUUAAAGAUGGCUCUCUUUUGCAAUCACACGAUGAACUUCCAGGACUUUAGAGAGAAGAACAGGCGUCGAACUGAACUGGUCCUUGAGUUGAAGAGAAUUUUUGAGGAGCUGGGUAUACGAUACAAUCUCCUUCCCCAACAUGUGAAUCUCAACCAAGUCAAUCAAGACAGGCCCGACGCAACAUAUGCAACUACUUGAUCAUAUUAUUGCUUGUAUGAUGAAGAGUGAUUUAUAUCAUAGGGAUGGAAUGGGCUGAUUCUGUUACCGGAGCUUAGGACAAGAGUCGUAAUGAAGCGGUUUAGUUGUUGUAAUCUAACAUUGAUGGAGAGUAUUUUCAGAUUUAAACUUAUUAUUUUGUUUUUAAGAGUUGAGA